GAUACACUUUGACGGACAGAUACGAUGACAAGACUCCCACGUGUGUUUUGGUCAGAGCUGGGCAGAUUUCACGGCAACUUAAACCUUAAAGGAGACAUGUGAUGUAAUGACAUGUGUUGUAAUGCGAGUUCAUUGGAUGUCUCCAGACGAGUCCAGCGAGUAAAGACUGUGAGGAGGCGCGUCUUACAGACAGCAGGCCGGCUGGCGUUAGGUUAGCUCUGCUAACUGUCCUUAUCUGCAGGCCAGCCUGUCCCAGGUCCUCCAGACCGAACAGUGAGGGCUCGUGGAGUUUCUCCUCUGUGUGCUAACUCUAUGCUGAGACCGGUGUCCGCAUUGUUUGGAAGUCUAUCGAAGAGCAAGCGCCACUGCUCUCUGCCCAGCGCGACUGGCGUUAGCGGCAUGGCUAAAAGCAAGUAUGAGUACGUGCGGGAUUUCGAGACGGAUGACACGUGUUUGCGAAACUGCUAUAUUGUCGUGCGGCUGGAUGGGCGAAAUUUCCACAAGUUUGCUGAGCUGCACAACCUUUCCAAGCCCAAUGAUGAUAGGGCUUUAGGUUUGAUGUCGCGCAGUGCCCGCUCUGUCAUGGAGGAACUGGAGGACAUUGCUAUAGCAUAUGGCCAGAGUGAUGAGUUCAGCUUCGUCUUCAAAAGAUCCACCAACUGGUUCAGAAGAAGAGCAAGCAAGUUAAUGACCCAUGUGGCAUCUCAGUUCUCCUCCAGCUACGUGUUUUAUUGGAAGGAGUAUUUUGGAGAACAGCCGCUGCUUUACCCUCCUGGAUUUGAUGGCAGGGUGGUCUUAUAUCCUAGUAACCGCAACCUCAGAGACUAUUUAAGCUGGAGACAAGCAGACUGUCACAUCAACAACCUGUACAACACAGCUUUUUGGACGCUGGUGCAGAAGGGUGGACUCUCUAAAACACAGGCAGAGGAGAGGCUAAAUGGCACUUUGUCUGCAGACAAGAAUGAGAUUUUGUUUUCUGAUUUUAAUAUCAAUUACAACAAUGAAUCUCCACUACACAGAAAAGGCACUACUUUAAUCUGGGAAAAGGUUGAUGAAACGUCAACAAAAAAGAUCACGGUGCCCAAGGAGGGCGAGAAAGAGAUCACUUUUACACGGAGCAGACGAAAAGUUACAGCUCAUUAUUCCGACAUAAUUGGAGAUUGUUUCUGGAACGAGCAUCCAGACAUUCUAGAAGAGGACAGUUAAAGGAAAGACUGUAGCUGGACCACACACCCCAUUUUUGGUGGACCAUUUAGAUUUUCAGCAAAGAAGUUUGGACCUUUUUUUGUAAAUAAAGGCUUUUACAUACAUA
Molecule: messenger RNA, 1312 nt
Organism: Pygocentrus nattereri (red-bellied piranha)
Lineage: Eukaryota; Metazoa; Chordata; Actinopteri; Characiformes; Serrasalmidae
Gene: thg1l
Product: tRNA-histidine guanylyltransferase 1-like
Exons: 6
Coding region: 313-1206 (297 amino acids)
Biological process (GO): tRNA modification
Molecular function (GO): magnesium ion binding; tRNA guanylyltransferase activity
Source: RefSeq, a predicted model, not a curated record